CGCGCACCACCAACGCGAUCGUGCGUCGGUGUUUUGUUGUUGGUGUUGGUGAGAAGCAGCGGCAUUACUUUUCUCUGCGCCGCAAGGCGACGCCAGUCGUGUUUCAGCACUCGACAGCAGCAGACGUGUGGCAUCUAAAGCGGCAGCAACAGCAAACUCCGGACCACCAAAAAAAAGAAAACAAAACACUCCACUCUCUUUUUCACCAAACCAAAAGGCAGCCAGCAAACAAUCAACAUGAAUCCAGUCGCUCAGUUGCUGCGCCUGCGCAGCGCCACCGCUUUGGGCAGCGCGACCACGCGCUCCAUCAAGACGAACCGGCGCGAGCAGACCACCAGUACCGCCAGCGCGCAGCGGGAGCGGACGCAGGGCGUCAGCGAGACGGACAAGUUCCUGCACUACAGCAACGAGGACGGCUACUACAAGACCUCGCCCUUUGACCCCAUCGUCGUGCCGAACGUACCGCUCCACGAGUACGUGUGGCGCGACUUCAAGAAGUGGGAGCGAAACACCGCGACGGUUUGCGUGAUCACUGAUCGGCAGUACACUUUCGCUGAAAUGCGAGAUGCCAGCGCCGCUUUUGCCGUUCGUCUGCAGACCAAGUUUAAGCUCCACAAGCCCGAUGUUUUGGCCAUCUGCCUGCCGAAUCUCCCCGAGUAUCCCAUCGCCACACUGGGUGCCAUUGAGGCGGGUCUUACGGUGACCACCGUGAAUCCUGUCUACACGCCUGACGAGAUCGCCAGGCAGCUGACAUUCAGCGGGGCCAAGUUCCUGGUGGGCACGGUCGCCGGAUUCGCCACCUUGCAGCAGGCCAGCCAGUUGGCGGGCCGUCAGAUUCCCAUCGCGGUGAUCCGGACCCGCAAGGAUGAGUCCCUGCCCGCGGGAGCCAUCGAUUUUAGCGAGCUGACCAGCACGCAGAACAUUCGCUAUGAGGACCUGCAAUCGCCCAAGGGGGCAACCGGCGAUGACAUGGUCUUCCUGCCCUUCUCCUCGGGAACCACUGGUCUGCCCAAGGGUGUAAUGCUCUCGCACAACAACAUCACCAGCAACUGCGAGCAGGUCCAGGCAUCCCUGGUGCUGGACCUCUUGGGUCCCCAGGAGACCCUGCCCGCCGUCCUGCCCUUCUUCCACAUCUACGGCCUCACCGUGGUGAUGCUCUCCAAGCUGGGACAGGGCUGCCGGCUGGCCACGAUGCCCUGCUUCAAGCCCGACGACUUCAUGAGGUCGCUGGACCAGUACAAGGGCAGCAUCCUCAACCUGGUGCCACCCAUCGCCCUGUUCAUGAUCAACCACCCGAAGUUGACGCAGGAGACGGCUCCUUACUUGAAAACCGUGAUGAGUGGAGCAGCUCCAAUUGGCCAGCACGACGUGGAGCGCUUCCUGCAAAAGUUCCCAAAGGCAUCCUUCAAGCAGGGCUACGGUAUGACCGAAGCCUCUCCGGUGGCUCUCCUCACUCCGGAUGGCAACAAGGUCUACGCCUCCACCGGAGUGCUGCCGGCCAACACGGAGGCCAAGAUCGUGCCACUAGAUGCUGUGGAUGCCAAGGGUGUGGGUCCACGCACCACCGGCGAACUGUGCAUCCGGGGACCCCAGGUGAUGGCUGGCUAUCUGAACAACGAGGAGGCCAACCAGGUCACCUUCUAUCCGGGCAACUGGUUGCGCAGUGGCGACGUGGCCUUCUACGAUGAGGAUGGUCUCUUCUACAUCACGGAUCGCAUGAAGGAGCUGAUCAAGGUGAAGGGCUUCCAGGUGCCACCCGCCGAAUUGGAGGCGGUGCUCCGGGAUCAUCCCAAAAUCCUCGAAGCCGCCGUUUUCGGUAUUCCCCACGAACUCAACGGCGAGGCUCCGCGAGCCAUUGUCGUCCUGCGUGAGGGCCAAAAGGCCAGCGCCGAGGAAAUCUCCGCAUACGUGGCCGAACGGGUUGCCCACUACAAGAAACUCGAGGGUGGAGUCAUCUUCGUGGACGAGGUGCCCAAGAAUCCAACUGGCAAAAUCCUGCGCCGCGAGCUCAAGGAAAAGUUCUCCGAUUAAGCGGGCAGAAGAGGGAUCUUCAUACGUUAAGAUAUAUAUAUAUACAUUAUGUGAUUUUUUUUUGUUCGUCUCAAUCGGAGGUGGCACACAGAUUCCUGAAUUUAAUCAAAAUUAAUAUUUGAUUAUAGUUAGAAAUUUGUGGCAACACCCCGCGGAACACGAUGAAACAUCAAUGUUGGCCCUGGAUUUGCUGAUCCAAAGGCACUGGUUUAGACAUUGCAUUUACCACUUCGAAAAUACUUAGUUCGUAGGCUUAGAAUAGGGCUCGAUUAGUCGCUCGAUUGGUCCAUAGUUAGUAAGUGUAGAUUAGCCAGACGUUAGAACCCUAUUCAUUAACAUUUACCUGUCGACAAUGUGUAAUCCUUAUGCUUGCAAUGUAACCUUUGAUUAUACUUAAUGACGGACCCGAUAUUUUACUAUGAUAUUCCCCCCCCCAUAUACAUGUAUCUAUUUUUUUUUUUGCCUAGUACUAUAAGAUAAUUGUUUGUUAAUCCUAUUGAAAAACGGUGGCAUAAUAUGUCUACUAAAUUGUAUACCAAGUUUGCCACGAUGCUUGAAAAUAAAGACGAAAUGAACUUGUGGAAA
Drosophila ficusphila is the source of this 2616-nucleotide messenger RNA. RefSeq names its product 4-coumarate--CoA ligase 3 (gene pdgy). Gene Ontology annotation, biological process: long-chain fatty acid metabolic process; fatty-acyl-CoA biosynthetic process. NCBI's taxonomy places the organism in Eukaryota, Metazoa, Arthropoda, Insecta, Diptera, Drosophilidae. Bases 238 to 2031 code for a protein of 597 amino acids. Gene Ontology annotation, cellular component: mitochondrion. The record is from RefSeq and is a predicted model, not a curated record. Gene Ontology annotation, molecular function: long-chain fatty acid-CoA ligase activity. The transcript has 5 exons.